Molecule: messenger RNA, 264 nt
Organism: Penicillium canescens
Lineage: Eukaryota; Fungi; Ascomycota; Eurotiomycetes; Eurotiales; Aspergillaceae
Exons: 1
Coding region: 1-264 (87 amino acids)
Source: RefSeq, a predicted model, not a curated record
AUGACCCGGAGGGUGAUGACCAUCCUGGCUUUGAUAUACCGCCAGCGUGGCCUGGUUACGUACAGAGUCCUGCUGAAGAAGGCAAAUACUGGUGUAUUCGACAUCGAUAUAUCGCGAGGUUUGCCAACGACCAUCUAUCUUUCUGCUGGCCGGGCGGCUCUUGGCAUGCCAAAACUGAACUGCAUGGCAUUGUGGACGAUGGGUUCUGGAGUAGUGCAUGAGUUUGACUACGAGAUGGUAGAAGGAGCAGCGAAGGUCAUCUGA